CACACCUGAAUUCCUCGUCCCUCCGCUGAGUGGCGCCACCGCACCACCAAACAGACACCCUGAACCCACGGAAACGGGUGCGAGGCUCAUCAUCGGCGGUCACUGUGACACAAAGUGACCGUGACCACGACCACGCUGAACAUGAAUUUCUCCGCGUGUCUCUGUUUGCUUUUCUUCUCUCCCUGCUGGGUCGCCUUCUCAACCCGAACCGCCCCGGGCUCAGGCUCGUUCCCUCUCCCCCUUUCCGUCUCCGUCUCCUGCUCCAGGGGCGCGCUCGAGCUUCGGGUCACGCCCCCCCCGCCGGGGCUCCUCAGGCUCGGGCGCCGGUGCCGCAGUAACGGCGUGGAUCGCGCCACGGGGGAGCUGCUCUUCACCUACCCGCUGAGCGCGUGCGGUAGCACGCGCCAGGUGCGUCGCGACUUUCUGCUCUACAGAUUCGUGCUGCGCUACGGCGGGUCCGAGCCGGGAGCGCGCGGCGGCAGGGUGCACAUCGAGUGUCGGCUGAGGAGGCUCCAGCACGUGUACAGACUGGCGGUGCGGCCCACGUGGGAGACGCCCCGGCGCGUGCAGCUCAAGGGCCCCACGGUGGGCUACAGAAUUCGGCUGAUGGACGACCGUCGGACCGCCCCGCACCCCGACGCUGUCCGCCCCCUACGGCAACGGGUCAACGUCCGGGCGUCCGCGGUCCACCUGCCCCCAAAGGGGCGCCUCUACGUGGACCGCUGCCACGCCACGCCCUCUGCGGAACCCCGGCGCGGCCCGAGACACGUGCUCGUCGAGAACUUUGGCUGUAUGGUGGAUCCCAGCGGGUUGUUUACUCACCGCACACGCAGGACCAUUAACUACAGUUUCAACGCCUUCCAAUUCAGUCAGGACCCCACAGCCCAGGUUUUCUUGCACUGCAGGUUGUUUGUCUCUGCCGAGGGUCCCGGUCCCACGACCAAGUCCUGCUCCUACAGCUCGGAGGAGAAGAGGUGGCGAUCCCUUGCUGGUCCCCACUCCGUCUGUGACUGCUGCGACUCCUUUUGCGUUCAGACCGAAACCAGGCGAUCCAUGUCUGAAGGGUUCCAAAGCAGCGGCCCACUCAUGUUCACAGCCCAGGUGUCCAGGCCCCGACCCAAAGACCUGCCCAUCAGUCCUUCGCCAGACUUCAGGGAUGAUGAUGUCUUGUCUGAGGUGAAAACGGAUGUGGGUGAGGAUCCAGUGCGACAGGAUUUGCAGAGACACGGACAUUUCGAGAGUCCUUCUGGGGAAGGGGUGGGGCCAAGGCCUCAGGUGGAGGUCCGUGAAGCUGUGCGCUACAGUCCUCUUUCUAGGGUUGCGGAAGCCAGGUUUCUCAGUGACUGUGGGAGACCACAGGAGGGGGGGCUGUCUAACAAAUCAGCCCCGUCCCUGCAGGGACGCAGUCACGCUGGCCUUUCCCCAGAAGGGGGCGAUGCUGGGUGGGUGGUGGAGGGUGAGGACCGGCGCUCCGGGGUCGGGGACGUCCUCUUCCUCAAUGGCUACGAUGGACCGCUAGAUAUAUGAGGUUCUGCCCCAGCUGAUCCUGGCCAACGGCCCCAGGACUCGUGGGAAGACGGCCGAGUUGAGGGGGACGUGCAGGUUGUUCCGGAACAAUAAAACUGAGGACAAU
Molecule: messenger RNA, 1633 nt
Organism: Scleropages formosus (Asian bonytongue)
Lineage: Eukaryota; Metazoa; Chordata; Actinopteri; Osteoglossiformes; Osteoglossidae
Product: zona pellucida sperm-binding protein 3-like
Exons: 8
Coding region: 142-1527 (461 amino acids)
Biological process (GO): egg coat formation; binding of sperm to zona pellucida; positive regulation of acrosome reaction
Cellular component (GO): extracellular matrix
Molecular function (GO): acrosin binding
Source: RefSeq, a predicted model, not a curated record